AUGUCUCCUUCAACUAUGAAACAGUGGGUUGUGCAAGAUAAGGAGCAUGACCUCGACGGUCUUGUCUACAAGGAUGCCGCCGUCCCGAAAGUCGGUGAGAAUGAAGUCCUGGUGAAGCUCCAGGCUGCGUCGCUGAACUAUCGCGACUUGAUUAUCCCCAAGGGCGCAUACCCAUUCGCUCUCAGUUUCCCCGUUGUCCCGGGCUCUGAUGGCGCGGGUGAAGUUGUGGAAGUCGGAUCCAAGGUGGCCGAGUUCAAGAAGGGUGACCAGGUCGCAACCCUCUUCAACCAGGGUCACCAGUAUGGUGAGAUCGACCCACAUGCCGCAGCCACAGGUCUAGGUGGCGCAGUCGACGGUGUUCUCCGCGAAUACGCGGUAUUCAACGAGACCGGACUUGUCAAAGCUCCAGCCAAUUUGACUGCCCAAGAAGCGAGUACCCUGUCAUGUGCGGCGCUCACCAGCUGGAAUGCGCUGUAUGGUCUGAAGCCCUUGAAGCCCGGCCAGGUCGUUCUGGUGCAGGGAACUGGCGGUGUCAGUAUCUUCGGCUUGCAGUUCGCCAAGGCCGCGGGCGCAACAGUGAUUGCGACAACCUCCUCGGCUGAAAAGGCCGAGAAGCUCAAGAAGCUUGGUGCCGAUCAUGUCAUCAAUUAUAAGACAGAGCCCAACUGGGGCGAAGCAGCUCGCAAACUGACUCCUGACGAGGCAGGUGUGGAUCACAUUAUCGAAGUGGGCGGUAGCGGAACCCUGCAGCAGAGCUUCAAGUGUGUGAAGCUAGAGGGUAUCAUCAGCGUCAUUGGAUUCCUCGGAGGCGUGGACGCUAAGACUCUGCCAACAGUCCUGGAGACCUUGACGCACAUUUGCACCGUCCGGGGUGUUUAUGUUGGCAGCAAGGCCCUGAUGCGGGACAUGGUUCGAGCUAUUGAGGCCAAUGAUAUCCAUCCAGUUGUGGAUGAGAAGGUGUUUAGCCUUGACCAGACGAAGGAGGCUUAUGAGUACAUGUGGGCACAGAAGCACUUCGGCAAGUUGACUAUCAAGAUCAACUAG
This is a messenger RNA of Penicillium brevicompactum, 1044 nucleotides long. Its product is annotated as zinc-dependent alcohol dehydrogenase family protein. Lineage: Eukaryota; Fungi; Ascomycota; Eurotiomycetes; Eurotiales; Aspergillaceae. The transcript has 4 exons. Bases 1 to 1044 code for a protein of 347 amino acids. The record is from RefSeq and is a predicted model, not a curated record. Gene Ontology annotation, molecular function: oxidoreductase activity.